Andrographis paniculata is the source of this 1117-nucleotide messenger RNA. RefSeq lists its product as uncharacterized. The record is from RefSeq and is a predicted model, not a curated record. Gene Ontology annotation, biological process: ubiquitin-dependent protein catabolic process. The coding region runs from base 181 to 903 and encodes 240 amino acids. Gene Ontology annotation, cellular component: endoplasmic reticulum. The transcript has 2 exons. Lineage: Eukaryota; Viridiplantae; Streptophyta; Magnoliopsida; Lamiales; Acanthaceae. Gene Ontology annotation, molecular function: ubiquitin protein ligase activity; ubiquitin-like protein conjugating enzyme binding; metal ion binding.
GCACCCAAUAAGAUUUCGCCACGUGGCUUGCAUCGAAUCUCUAGAAAUUUCGCGUCGGUUUCCCCUCUUCCUUCUCGUUCCGGUUAGAAUUGGAUUCUCGUGCUCGUACCGACCUGGUUCGAUCUUCGAUCCAGUGGUUCUCUUCGACCCGAAGGUAAUUUGGUGUUUAUACAUUGAAGGAUGGAUGGCGGGUUUGGGGAAUCGUCGUUUAGGCAGCCCCCAAGCCCCUCUUGCACAAGCAGUAGCAACAACAAUGGCAGCGAUGCUGGAAAUUUCGAGUGUAACAUUUGCUUCGAUUUGGCUCAAGAUCCGAUCGUCACUCGUUGUGGCCAUUUAUUCUGCUGGCCUUGCCUCUACAAAUGGCUUCAUAUUCAUUCUCAAUCCCAGGAAUGUCCUGUCUGUAAGGCUCUUAUCGAGGAGGAUAAGUUAGUCCCUUUAUAUGGCCGGGGAAAGACUUCGACUGAUCCUCGCUCAAAAUCAAUUCCCGGUGUCGAGAUUCCGCAGCGUCCUAGCGGACAGAGGCCCGAGACUGCGCCUCCCCCCGAUCCUAGCGCGAAUGCCAAUGCGUUUGCGCAGCAAGGAUACGGAUUUAUGGGCGGAUUUGGACAUUUCGGAGGUUUUGCGCCUAUGGCUACUGCUAGAUUUGGGAAUUUUACGCUGUCUGCGGCGCUUGGUGGUCUGAUUCCGUCAUUUUUUAACAUUCAAGUCCAUGGAUUGCAUAAUGCCAACUUGUACGGUCCGGGGCCAGGUUUUGCGUAUGGAUAUUCGAAUGCGUUCCAUGGAGGGCACGCUUCGGGAGUUCCUCAUCGUGGGAAUCAACAACAGCAGCAGGCGGAUUCGACUUUGAAGUUGCUGUUGUUGGUGAUCGGUUUCAGUGUUCUUAUGGCUCUGAUUUGGAGUUGAAUUGGAUUCUGAUGUGGAUGGUGAUCGGUGCUCGAAGUUGCUAUGGAUUUCUGAGAUCGUGUUUGUACAUUUUCUAGAGCUCAGGUAAUCUUCCUUCUGCUCGCAUUUCUUAUGGUAAUGUGGUUUUUGGUCAUUUGCGGACGUAUGUGUUUUAGAUUAUCUUUUAUGGCGUUUGGCUAAUAAAUUUAUGUGCUGCUGUUUUGGUUUCUUUCAA